Molecule: messenger RNA, 295 nt
Organism: Staurois parvus
Lineage: Eukaryota; Metazoa; Chordata; Amphibia; Anura; Ranidae
Source: the annotation of a GenBank genome assembly
UGUAUUCUGCUACAUGUCUUUGCUUAAAAAAAUCCCAAUAUGUGUAAAUUAAUUGGUUUACGUUAAAGUUAUGAUGUUUAAAAAAAGUAUAGAUACUGGAAUUAUUUUUACUAGUAAUGGCGGCGAUCAUCGACUUAUAGCAGGACUGCAGGACUGCGGCGGGCAUUCUGACACUGGGGGGGAACUGACUUGGUGUCACUGACAUACCCAGUGACACCAAUACAGUGAUCAGUUCUAAUAAAAAGCACUGACACUGUACUAAUGGCACUGGGCAGGAAGGGGUUAACGUGUGGGG